AUGCUGCGCAAGCUCUUCCACAGCGGUGAGAGCACUGGGCACAGUGCGGCCAAGAAGCCCGAAGCCGACAGCAAUGGCAACCGCAACACCGAGUUCGCCGAGAUGGUCGUGCGGCUCGAGCGCUUCGAAGUUGGACUGAAGGACACGAUCAACAAGCUGUCACGCCACUGCCAAGCCAUUUGCGGCGUUGAGCAGCAAGUGACAGCGUCAGAAGCACGCAAGCUGCUGGCGGAUGUCACAACGUUCAGGACGAGCUCGAUCGCACCCCUGCAGACUAUCCUGGCUGAUAUCCCGCAGCUGAAGCUGAAGUGCGACCACCGCAACAGCGCCAAGAGCGUCAUGCUUCGAUAUGAGAGAAAACUCGAGGAGAUCCAGUCGACGACGCGGUCCGAGUCCUCCCGCCUACGACGCAACCGAAGCAAGUAUCAAGUCGCCCUCGCACGCUUCAAAGAGAUCGACAACGAGGUGUUUGCGGACGUUGCGGCUGUACUGGCCAACGACCUACCCGAGCUUGCUGGGAAGUCCAUCGAAAAGCUACUGCUCCAGCACCAGAUCCUCACUGCCAAAUGGAUGCAAGCAGAAGUCACGACUCUCCAGAGGCACUUGGGAGGGUAUCGCGCUCUUGCGACCGAGAAGAAGGCGCAGCAGCAGUUGAUGCAGACUCGACUCGAAGUGAGCGAGGAGCGGACCAACGAAACUGAUGCCGCCGAGAGCUCCAGCGACAGUGACAACGACAGCAACAACAACGCGGACGACAAGCACUCGGAAGACCCCGCUCGCAGCGAGAAGCCGCCGUCUCCGCGGUUCCCGACAGCAAUCGCUCCUCCCAAGAAGCUCCAAGCGAGCGACCCCAUCCGGGUCAUGCCCAACCACGUGCUCAACCAGGAGCAUAGUAUCUGUCCGCGCAAGAAGCACGUCUCCGGAACGCGCACGUGGAACCUGCACCGCUACAUCAAAGACUCGAUGGCGUGCGGCCUCGACCUGGCCGACUGCAUCCAGCUGCCCGAGGGCUGCCAGCUCGACGAGUGGGUCGCCGUCCACGUGAUCGACUUCUUCAACGAGAUCAGCCUGCUGUACGGCACCAUCUCCGAGUUCUGCACGCACAGCUCGUGCCCGCAGAUGUCGGCAGGACCGUGCUACACGUACCUCUGGGCGGACGGCGUGCAGCAAGUGACGCCGAUCUCGCUGCCGGCGUCCGAGUACGUCGCGCGGCUGCUCGGGUGGGUGGAGGCGCAGCUCGACGACCCGCAGCUCUUCCCGGAGGCCUCGAGCACUGCAGGCAGCAGCAGCACAAGCAUCAGCAGCGGUAGCGGCAGCGCGGAGUGCAACCCCAAGUUCAUGCGGGCGGCGCGCAACAUCCUCAAGCGGCUCUUCCGGGUCUACGCGCACAUGUAUCACAACCACCUGCAGAACUACGUGGCGCUGCACGCCGAGGCGCACCUCAACUUCUGCUUCAAGCGGUUCGUGCUCUUCGUGCGGCAGUUCGAGCUCAUCGAGCAGAAGGAGCUCAACGCGCUGCGCAAGCUCAUCCAGACGUUGCUGGCCAAGCCGCUCAGCUUCUAG
This is a messenger RNA of Phytophthora sojae, 1563 nucleotides long. RefSeq lists its product as hypothetical. Bases 1 to 1563 code for a protein of 520 amino acids. The transcript is spliced from 6 exons. Lineage: Eukaryota; Oomycota; Peronosporomycetes; Peronosporales; Peronosporaceae. Gene Ontology annotation, biological process: positive regulation of protein phosphorylation; signal transduction. The record is from RefSeq and is a predicted model, not a curated record. Gene Ontology annotation, molecular function: protein kinase activator activity. Gene Ontology annotation, cellular component: cytoplasm; nucleus.